Molecule: messenger RNA, 1581 nt
Organism: Lactuca virosa
Lineage: Eukaryota; Viridiplantae; Streptophyta; Magnoliopsida; Asterales; Asteraceae
Source: the annotation of a GenBank genome assembly
CAUUUUUGAAGUUUUGUCAAAAAUUCAUCUCCCCCUCCUGCUUUAGUCUAGCUGCAACGGCGAAGUACCGAAACCCUAAGAAGCACAGCAGCUAAGAGCGAAGUAGCAACAAAUGGCACAACCUAAAGUGUUGUCGACGAAGGAGGCCGAUAUACAAAUGAUGUUGUCUGCUGAAGUCCAUCUCGGCACCAAGAAUUGUGAUUUUCAGAUGGAACGUUACGUAUUUAAGCGCCGCAACGACGGAAUUUACAUUAUCAACAUGGGAGAAGCUUCAGAGGCUGUACUGAAAUUUGCUCAGCACACAGGUUGUCAAGCCAUUGCUGGCCGUCACACUCCUGGUACUUUCACAAAUCAGCUCCAGACAUCGUUCAGUGAGCCCCGUUUACUUAUUUUGACCGACCCAAGAACAGAUCACCAGCCAAUCAAGGAGGCUGUCCCCACAAUAGCUUUCUGUGAUACUGAUUCUCCCAUGAGAUAUGUUGAUAUUGGUAUCCCUGCUAACAACAAAGGAAAGCACAGCAUUGGGUGUCUGUUCUGGCUUUUAGCUAGAAUGGUGUUGCAGAUGAGAGGUGUGUUUGACCAAGGGCAUAAAUGGCAUGUCAUGGUUGAUUUGUUUUUCUACAGGGAACCAGAAGAGGCUAAGGAACAAAACAGAAAUGAUGUUGAUAUCCCUGCAGAUUACACAGAUUUUGCAGCAGGCAUGUGUAGCAACUGGUCAGCUCAGAUUCUUGAUGCUCAAUGGGUUGGUGACAUGGCACCACCACCAAUUGCUGGUUCCCCUGUGGCUGCAAGUGCCACUGGGUGGACUGGUGCUGAAGCUCUGGUUAGUGGUGGUGAUGGAUGGGAGGCUGUUGCUGCUCCUUUACCACAAAAGCUUAAACCAGUCAGACAAGUUCUCAUAAAAUCUAAAAAAUUUGAUGCAGGGAAGUUGAUACAAGAAGACAUGGAUCAACAACAAAGUGUGGCCAACGAUAUAAACAAAAUUCUGAGGGGGGCUGAGUCCAUGUCAAACAAGCUCAAAGAUCUGAGCAGUCGUGUACAACAUAUGGAGGAGGAGUUGCAAAACAUUCAAAAAAAUCAACCUGAGUUUCCUCUUAUCUCAGAUGAGGAGUCCAAAGAGGACCAAAACUUAGUUCUACCUGACUACCAAAACUUAGUUCUACCUAUCUUCCCUGAGAAUUUUAAAGAUCUUAAAGUCUUUCGUAAGUGGAAGAAGCGUGUAGAUUCGUGUUUUGAGGGUCGUGAAAUCCCAUACGAAAUGCAAGGACAACUUGUAGCCGAGACAUUCCCAAAGAAUUUCCCAUGGUGGGAACAAAUCCAAAAGCUAAGCCAGCGAAUCGAUAACGAUGAUAAGAUUACGUGGAGAGAGAUUAAGAAGAUGUUUAUCGUUCAAUUUUUUUCUUCAGAUUGUUUGCUUUCCAACAAGGACCGGUCGUCUCCUCCUCCUAAGAAUAUAGACUAACCAUAUUAUACUUUUGAUUCGGUUACAACUAGUUAGCAUUCAAAACUACUCAACAAUGUAACGGGCGUUUGGUUCAAACUUUCUAUUUGACUGUUUUGGAAUUUAGCAAAUGAAAUGGA